Molecule: messenger RNA, 1722 nt
Organism: Maudiozyma saulgeensis
Lineage: Eukaryota; Fungi; Ascomycota; Saccharomycetes; Saccharomycetales; Saccharomycetaceae
Source: the annotation of a GenBank genome assembly
AUGGGACAAACCAGCUCUACAACAGAAAGCAAUACAGCUAACGAUGAACAAAAUGCAACAAAAAUUCAAAAUAAGUACCAUAACUAUACAGAGAUAGAAGAUUAUUUUGAGAAAAGAGCUAUACGACAUCUUACUACCAGUGAAAUAUUAUCAUAUGGGUUAUCGUUAAAUGAAAAGAAAGAUUUAAAGCAAACAUAUCCACAAACAUUACUGCUGGAAAGAUUGCAUAUACUACAGGGAAACCAAUUGCUUACCGAUAUCGUGCUUACCAUAUUCAAGACAUUGAACAAUUUCCCACUAAUUAAUGAUUCUAAUGAAGAGACAAGUUUUGGAGGUGUUUUGAAAAGUAUCAUACUUUUAUCACCAAGAUGUAAAAAAUACAUCGCCAAUAGAAAAUUUAAUAUCAUAACCUUGAUAUAUAUUGCCCUUUCAAAGGUCAAUCAAAAAGAUAAUGAGGUUGGUGAGCGGCAACUGAACGAAUCAUAUAAAAUUCAAGAAGUUCUAGAUAAUUAUAAUAAUACAAACUUCGAAGAUAUAACAGUAAGUUCUGAAAUUAUGUUACAAUUCAUUACGUGGCUAUUGACACUCCAGUACAUAGCACCUUCAAAUAACUGCAAAUUAGAUUACAAAAUUACAUCUGAAGAAUGGAGAGCCUUUGAAAAUUCAGCGAAAUGCAUAAUUCGCUCAAUGAAUUCCUUUGCGUUUACUUCAUCCUCAUCUAGAGAUAAUACUUUUGAAAUUUCCUAUGAAGAAUACGCUACAGUAUUCAAGGUUAUUGCGCCAAAUAUUUUAAUUGGAUUAGAAAAUUUAGUUGAGCAUUUGUUAUAUAGCCAGAAAGAUCUGAUAGAAAGUGAUCAUCCAUUAAGCAAUAUUGAAGAAUCUAAACUGUUAACAAAGGCUCUCUUCGCUCAGAUCAUAACUGCUGUGCCUAAAGAAAUAAACAUUACAAAAUUACAGAAACUUUAUAUCGGAAGGGAGAGUGGAUUUUCUAUGAGAUCAUUACAAUCAAAAGUGUUUAAAUGGGUUGCACCUACCAUUAUUUUGAUAAGUGGUAUGCGUAUUACAGAUGAUACUGAGUAUGGAAAAUCGAAAAAUCCCAGAUAUAAGAAAUUUUUAGAACAUUAUUCUAAAUUAAGAAAUGAAGAUCAACAUUUAGAAGAAUGUUUUCAAAGGAAAAGGAAAGUAACAUUUGCGGUAUAUAUAAAAGAACCAUGGAAAAUUACCAAUAAAUCAUUUUUUGGAGGUGAACAUACAACAAUAAUACAAUUAAGCCCUAGACAGGAUAUUUGUCGUGCGAAUACCUCGGAUAUAGUAUUUUUCAAUACUGUUGGUGGUGGUAUAGGUAUUGGUAACUCACAACCGAUCAUUAAAUCCAAAUUAGAAAAAUAUCAACCAGGAAAUGUGUCUUUGACAGUUGAUAAUGCUCUAGAGUUUGGUGCCUUCAGAAAUGUAGGAUAUGGUGGGAAAGUCAAUCCAAGUAUGUUACAGACAGAAAAGGAUACUCUUACUAACACCUACGAAUUGAGGUUUAUUAUUCAGGACAUUGAGGUUUGGGGUUGUGGGGGUGAAAAAGAAUUGGAAGAACAAAUAAGACAGCUCCAAUGGGAAGAAAAAGAGGCAAAGAGAAGACAACAUGUUAACUUAAAAAGUCUUGGGGAAGACAGGGCAUUACUCGAAAUGGCGGGCCUAGUUGGGCAACACCAAAGCGGUGGAUCAAUGUGA